Molecule: messenger RNA, 483 nt
Organism: Mesorhabditis belari
Lineage: Eukaryota; Metazoa; Nematoda; Chromadorea; Rhabditida; Rhabditidae
Source: the annotation of a GenBank genome assembly
AUGUUUCGAUCGGUGAGGCCAAAGGCGCAACAAACGAAAGGGGCAAAAGACCCGGUGUUGAAGUCGAUCGCAACGAUCAAACACUACGAGCAAAACGACUUCGAGAUGUUAUCAGUGAAUGGACGACUGCCGACUUUCAAGAAAUUCCUUUACGAUCGAUCCGGGGAAAAAUGCACUUCAGCUAAGCUUGCCACAGCGGGCUUCUGUAAGCAUGGUAAGAAAGACGAGCCGGAUGCAAUUUGCCUAUUCUGUGGAAAAGUCAUGUCGUUUGAUCCCGAUGACGAUCCUUGGGAAGAACAUCAAUCACAUUGCCCACAAUGUCCUUUUGUUCAAAUCGGCAAACUCGACGAGACGACCUGGACCGUUGAUGAUACGAUACACCUUCUAUCUGCUCUUGUGACCCGUAGUAAAAAAGAAGCCACCCUACAAUUGACGAGAGAACUUUCUUCGAUGAUAGAAACAAUGACACAAAAACUCUCGCUA